This is a messenger RNA of Trichomycterus rosablanca, 1035 nucleotides long. RefSeq names its product trace amine-associated receptor 13c-like. Gene Ontology annotation, molecular function: trace-amine receptor activity. Bases 1 to 1035 code for a protein of 344 amino acids. Gene Ontology annotation, biological process: G protein-coupled receptor signaling pathway. The transcript has a single exon. Lineage: Eukaryota; Metazoa; Chordata; Actinopteri; Siluriformes; Trichomycteridae. The record is from RefSeq and is a predicted model, not a curated record. Gene Ontology annotation, cellular component: membrane.
AUGCCUGAGGCUCCAAAUUCAUCUACACUGCAAGAGUUCUGCUUUCCUGAAUCGAACAUCUCCUGUGUGAAACGUGGUUAUCCUGUGGCGGCUCAAACUGUGUUUUACUUCUUACUGGUUUUGGCGAUGACCAUCACGAUUCUAGGUAACUCUGUGGUGAUCAUCUCUAUAGCUCAUUUCAAACAACUUCACACACCUACUAACAUUUUGGUGAUGUCUCUGGCUGUGGUGGAUCUGUUACUGGGACUCACGGUCAUGCCGUUAAGCAUGAUCAGAUCAGUGGACGGUUGCUGGUACUUUAGUGAAGACUUGUGUUUUCUUCACUCUUCGUUUGACUUGUUUCUCACCACCACAUCAAUCUUCCAUGUGAUUUUUAUUGCUGUAGAUCGAUACCAAGCAGUUUGCCAUCCGCUCCAGUAUCCUACCAGCGUUACCAUAUCGGUUGCAUGGCUAAUGGUGGCUGUGAGUUGGACGACGGCUGCUUUGUAUUCUUACGGACUCCUGUGCUCGAAGGCAAAUGUGGAUAAGCUGGAGCACUACAUUGCCUCCAUAUACUGCCUUGGUUAUUGUAGCCUUUUGUUUAACGCACUCUGGGCUGUUUUGGAUGCAUUUAUCUGUUUCUUUUUGCCGUGCUCUGUCAUGAUUUGUCUGUACGUGCAAAUAUUUUUUGUCUCUAGAAGGCAUGCGAGGAAAAUUGAGGGUACAAAACAGGGCAGAAAUGACGUGAUCCUGAACAAGUUUUCACUGAGAGUGAAGCAUGAAAACAAAGCUGCUAAAACGCUCGGGAUUGUUGUGGGUGCGUUUAAUUUAUGCUGGAUGCCGUUUUUCAUGAACUCUUUAAUUGACCCGUAUAUUAACUUUUCCACCCCACCAGUUGUGUUUGAAGUGUUUCUCUGGUUGGGUUACAUCAACUCCACUUUAAACCCCAUCAUAUACGGCCUUUUCUAUCCAUGGUUCAGGAAAACGCUGCAUCUAAUCAUUACCUUAGAGAUAUUCGCUUCAAACUCAUCUCAUAUAAAAGUCUAUGCACAUUAA